GGUCCUUCGCUGCCAGGACCACCAGGGCUUCCAGGCCAGGUUGGGAUUCCUGGAGAGAUCGGAGCACUGGGACCCAAGGUGAGGGGUCACAAAGGGGCAUGGGAAACCCCCCUCCUUACCCCAAUAUCCGCUUCUCCGCACCUUGGGGCUCCUGGAGUAAACAAGGAUGACCCUGCAAAAUGGGGCGACCCUGGACCUGAUGGCCCGCGGGGUCCCCCCGGUCCCCCAGGGAAACCCUGCCCAACCAGCUGCCCGCCGGGUCCCAAGGGCCCCCAGGGACUGCAGGGACUGAAGGGCCCCAAGGGGGAUGUUGGUGUCUCCGGAGAGCAAGGUGUCCCAGGCCCCCCGGGACCCCAGGGCCUGAGGGGUUACCCCGGGAUGGAGGGACCCAAGGGCGAGACGGGUCCUGCUGGUUACAAAGGGAUGGUCGGGACCAUCUGGGCUGCGGGGCGGCCGGGCAGGGAAGGCCCCAAGGGACCACCCGGGGACCCCGGUGAGAAGGGAGAUCUGGGUGGCCGUGGCAUCAGGGGUCCCCAAGGAGACAUCGGCCCCAAGGGGGAGAACGGUCUCCCGGGCAUCGAUGGCAAGGACGGCACCCCGGGCAUCCCAGGCGUGAAGGUGAGCAGCUGUGGGCAGGGGCUGCUGGGGGGGACAGCAAGUGGCAUAAAGGUGGCGUGGGACAAGCUGGCCGCCCGGGGCUUCCAGGACACCGGGGACAAGCUGGUGGCGUGGGACAAGCUGGCCGCCCGGGGCUUCCAGGACACCGGGGACAAGCUGGCUUGCCGGGCCAGCCGGGGAGCAAAGGUGGCCCAGGAGACAAGGGUGAAGCGGGUGCUCGGGGCCAGCCCGGUGUCACCGGUGCCCCAGGGCAGAUCGGUGAACCAGGACCUCGGGGGGAGCAGGGACCGCAGGGGUGACCGUGGGGAGCGUGGCCUCGUGGGCCCCCCCGGCGAGCAGGGCAAACCGGGCUCCCCAGGGAAAACCGGCCCCAAAGGCGGCACC
Molecule: messenger RNA, 1002 nt
Organism: Pterocles gutturalis (yellow-throated sandgrouse)
Lineage: Eukaryota; Metazoa; Chordata; Aves; Pterocliformes; Pteroclidae
Product: collagen alpha-2(IX) chain-like
Exons: 17
Source: RefSeq, a predicted model, not a curated record